AUGGUUCACUCCAAGAGGGCAGUCAUGUCACUCUUUACCUGUGCACUGCUCAUUCCGUCCCUUUUCACAACCCAUGUUACUGCAUCUCAUUUGCACCACCACGCAAACCUCCAUCGACAGGCUCGAGAGCCUGCCAAUCAAGGCCAGCGAAUUAGAUCCUUGGGGAGCGUGGCAGAAGAGGUACAAAUACCAGCAGCACUUACAUUUCGUGCCACCUCCAAUGCUUCUACCCAGGGCCAAGACGACUAUACUUGCGGUCCCGAUAAGCCAUGUUCCAACGAAGCUUGCUGCGGGCCCGAUGGAUGGUGUGGCUAUGAGCCCAAGUAUUGUGGCGAAGGCUGCCAGUCGAACUGCGAUGCCAAAGCAGAGUGCGGCAAUUACGCCAAGAAACCUGGCCAAGAAUGUCCUCUGAAUGUCUGCUGUUCACAGUAUGGCUUCUGUGGUACUACCAAGGACUUCUGUGCCAAAGGUUGCCAGUCCAACUGUGAUCAACCCAAGCCGUCCGUUUCAAAGUCUGAUGCUCGGCAGAGGAUAAUUGGAUAUUGGGAAGGUUGGAAUACCGAUCACGCUUGCGGUACCAUGACUCUCGGAGAGAUUCCUGUUGAUCAGUUGACCCACCUCAAUAUUGCCUUUGGUUAUAUUGAUAAAGAGUUUCGAAUCACAAACAUGGAUGGAAUCGCUGCAGACCUCUACAAGAACGUGGGGAAUCUCAAAGCUAAGAAUCCAGACCUCAAAAUCAUCAUUGCUCUCGGCGGUUGGACCUUUAGCGACCCAGGACCGUGGCAAGAUGUUUUCCCGUCUCUCGCUUCUACCAGCUCCAAUCGCGCCACUUUCAUUAAAAACCUCUUGGGGUUCCUAGAUGAGUAUGGCUACGAGGGCGUCGACUUUGACUGGGAAUACCCUGGUGCAAAAGAUCGGGGUGGCUCGGGUCAAGAUGGUGCCAACUUUGUGUCACUUGUCAAAGAGCUUCAAGCUGCGAUUAAAGCAAGUGGUCGUGACUAUAUCGUCACUUAUACUGCCCCGACCUCUUAUUGGUACCUUCGCCACUUUGACCCGAAGGCUAUGGAACCAUAUGUCGACUGGAUCAACCUCAUGUCCUAUGAUCUGCAUGGCACUUGGGAUAGCGACAAUCCCAUCGGAAGCCAGGUCUCGGCAUAUAGCAACUUAACCGAGAUUGACCUGGCGUUAGACUUGUUUUGGCGCGUUGGAGUCGAUCCAAAGAACAUCGUCCUUGGGUUGGGCUUUUACGGCAGGUCUUUCAAACUCGAUUCGCCCUUAUGCUGGAAGCCUGGCUGUCGUUUCAAGGGACCUGGAGACAAGGGCCCCUGUACCGAUACUGCUGGUAUCUUGUCCUAUCGUGAGAUCCAAAACAUCAUUUCCAAGACUGGUGCGACUUCAUAUCAUGACAGAACGGCUGCUGUCCGGUACCUUGUCUACGGUGACAACAAUUGGAUUUCUUACGACGAUCCAGAGACCUUCUAA
Fusarium venenatum is the source of this 1482-nucleotide messenger RNA. Lineage: Eukaryota; Fungi; Ascomycota; Sordariomycetes; Hypocreales; Nectriaceae. The record is from RefSeq and is a predicted model, not a curated record.